AUGGGUUUUGUGGUUUGUGUUGGUAAUGCAUCUCUUGUCUCUGUGUUUUGCAAACCUCAUCACGUUGAAGAGAGCACCAGUGAUAGGGAUGAUGAUGAUGCUAAAGAAGAGAGGUUGUCUUCUUCCUCUUUGUAUCCUUUAGAGUCAAGGAGACAAAGCAAGGAGGAGAGUUCUCUAGGGGAUAUGUUUCAGGACGUGCUGCCUUUUAGUCCUUCAAGUGGCCAACUUGUUGGGUUUGGUCGUGCAUAUUCUGACUAUUCUCACAAAUAG
Molecule: messenger RNA, 270 nt
Organism: Eruca vesicaria subsp. sativa (arugula)
Lineage: Eukaryota; Viridiplantae; Streptophyta; Magnoliopsida; Brassicales; Brassicaceae
Source: the annotation of a GenBank genome assembly